GACCAUUCAAAUGUCAACUCUCAAGAACACCAACCCUAUUUAAUUGUCCUAUCCAACAAAUAAAAAAAAACUCUUCACCUUCAAUUUAGCUCUUGAAUAUUUACUUUUUCUUGAAUCUUGGUCCAAAUAUAGCAAAUUAGACAUUGAUCUUGAACAUGGAUUGUGUUCAAAUUGAAUCUUUAGAUGUACCAUCUUUUUUUAUCUGCCCUAUAUCUCUGCAGAUCAUGAAAGAUCCUGUUACCAUUUCUACUGGUAUGACCUUCGAUCGUGAGAGCAUUCAUAAAUGGUUCUUCUCUUACAAUCAUGUCACUUGUCCGAUCACCAAACAGCCCGUGUCGGAUUUCUCUCUGAUCCCGAACUCUAAUCUUCUUCGUUUGAUCAGUUCAUGGAAGCUGCAAAACCCGAGUUCCUCAAAGUCCAUGGAUCGCCAGAAAGAAUGCAGAUCGUACGAAGCUUUGAUCCCGCUCAGCGCGGUUCUUGAAGAGAUGAAACAGCCUCAUUUGCAGGUAAAAUCUUUGAGAAAGAUCAAGACAUUGAUCAGUAACAGAACUUUUUUCACCGGUGAUGAUGCUUUAUACUCGUCUGUAGCGUCUCUUAUUGUCAUGUCUGAGUUUAAUGAUCAACCUUCGAUUCUAAUUGAUGAAGCAGUGUCUGUGUUGUGUCUUUUAAAGCCGUCCGACGAGACGUUAAAGAUAGUGUCGGAGAAUGGGAAUGGGGUUUUACUUGGUUCGCUUUGUACUAUAAUGUCAAAGUAUUAUUUCUGCAACCAAGUUAGAGUCCAAGCUGCUGUUCUUCUUAAAUCUAUAUUCAAAGUGGUUGAUGGAUUAUACAAAGAAGGGCUUAAAGCGGAUUUUUUCGAGAGUUUAACUGAGAUUUUGAAGGAUCAAAACUCAAAUAAUGGAAGCAUGGCAGUGUUGACUAUUUUAAUGGAAGUUUUAGGAUUUGGUAAGAACAAAGAGAGAGCUAUCAGGGCAGGAUUAGUUCCGGUUUUAGUUGAGUUGCUUGCUGAGAAUAAUGAGAAGAGGGUUUGUGAAAUGAUGCUGGUGGUUCUUGAAAAACUAUGCCGAAAAGCGGACGGACGAGCGGCUUUUCUGGCGCAUCCGAUGGGGCUGGCGGCUGUAUUGUCGAAGCUUUUGAGGGUUUCUCAUGUGGGAAAUGAUAAAGCUGUGAGUUUAUUGCUGUGUGUUUUUAGGUUUUGUAAGAACAGUGAGAUAGCUGAAGAGUUCAUGGAAGUGGGUGGUUUAGCUAAGGUUUUUAUGGUGGUUCAAAGUGGUUGUGAUUCAAAGAUUUUGGAUAAAGCUUGGGAGAUUUUAGGGUUUCAUAAGAAGAUAUGGAGCAGGUCUCCUUGUUUUCCAACUUCUUUAAGAACUUGAUCAUAUAUUUACCAUUAUUGCUUUUCUUAAUUUGGAUUGAUAAUUGUUGUAUAAUUAGUUUUGAUCGAUAUGUUUUUGUUUCUAUACAAAUGAUUUGAUUUGUUCAAAAAUUUAUUAGUCUCCAUAUAAACAUCUUGUGUUUUGCUUUGA
This is a messenger RNA of Mercurialis annua (annual mercury), 1523 nucleotides long. RefSeq names its product E3 ubiquitin-protein ligase PUB23-like. The record is from RefSeq and is a predicted model, not a curated record. Gene Ontology annotation, biological process: protein ubiquitination. The transcript has a single exon. Lineage: Eukaryota; Viridiplantae; Streptophyta; Magnoliopsida; Malpighiales; Euphorbiaceae. Gene Ontology annotation, molecular function: ubiquitin protein ligase activity. Bases 156 to 1373 code for a protein of 405 amino acids.